GAAACCCCAAUCCCGUGCUAUGUCGGUGACACAAUCGAAACUGAAUUUACGAAUGCAAAUGAAAUUGUUAGAGGAAGAUCGCCAGGAACGUGAAAGUCAAAUAGGCUCAGUGCAUCGAUAUAUUUUGGAAAGUGCUGCGUUACUGUUUGGUGUAACAGUCGAUGAUUUAAUAGAAGGAAUUAUUGAUUCCGAAGAAAACUUAGAAACAUUUAAUACUUUAUUUCAGCCCGGUGGGCGGUGUGUCGGAAUUGUCCACUACCAAAUGGAGGAAGCCCCAGGAAUACUUACUGGACGAUGGAAUCCUACUCUACCAAAACACACUAAAAUAAAAUCAGCAGCUUUUACGUCUGGUGAUACUUUAGCAUUAACUGAUAUGGGUGUAAUCGCUUAUAGGCUGAAUGCAAAAAAACCAAUUGAAUCCAAAAAUGUUGCUGAUGAUAUUUAUCUACAACCAGUGUUUGUUAAGCCUCCCGAAAUGACAGUAUGUGAUACAGUAGUCAAAUUGUUGGAUACAAGUAUUAUACCAGCUAUUCAUGCGCAAUCCGAUUGGGGUGAAUUAAAUAAAACUGAGCCUGGUCGCUUAAAACGUAUUCAAUUUUUGGAUAAAUUUGAUCGAUUUGUUCAUUACCUGAAAGAAAUGAGAAGUAACGUUGAUGCUCGUGUUACGUUUAACAUCGAUUAUGAAUUAUAUGAAAAUUAUUUAUACUCACCAGCUGCAGCGAAACAAGCUUUGAGUAAUGUUGAAGUUUACAGAGCGAUUCACUCUCAAGUGCGACAAUGGAUUCGUCAAAUGAAUCACGUAAUUGUUGAAAGAAACCAAUUACGUCGUGAAGAUGAUAGUUUUGGACCUUUCAAAGAAUUAGAUUAUUGGCGACGUGAGUUAGCAAAAUUUGAAAGUGUUAUCGAACAAAUUAAAAGGAAAAAAUGUCAAAUGUACCUUUUUUAUGUGAUGGCUUCAAAAUGCGAAUUAGGAAAGAUUUUGUAGGAAUGGCGGAAAGUUGAUAACCAAAUCACUGCUUGUGCAAAUGAGGCUAGAGAUAUUGUAACUUAUUUAUACACAUUGGUUGAUUUUUUUAUACCAUUUUAUACAGCAGACCCUAUAAAAAUGGGUAUUACUCUUCCAAGUAUAAUAUAUGCAAUUCGGAUGAUUUACGGAAAUUCAAGAUAUUUUAAUACGACUGAACGAAUAUCCGCAUUGUUUGUAAAAAUGACAAAUCAAAUAAUAAAUGUUAGUCGUUCAUAUUUAACGGAAAAUAACACCAAAUCAAUAUGGAAACAGAAGAAACAAGAUAUAAUAAAGAAACUUGAAGUAUGUUUAAACUUAUAUACACGAUACUAUCAUUGCUAUAGAUCCACAAAUGAAAAAAUGGCUGAAGCUGGAGAAAAACUGUUUGGUUGUUCUGAAACAUAUAUUUUUGGAAAAUUGGAAACAUUUAAAAAACGUUUAGAAUCGAUUUCAGAUAUUUUAGAAACAACAAUGAAAUAUUCGAUAUUAGAUAGUAGUACGUUUGAGGGUAUUGCUGCAUUUGCUGAACGUUUUAGAAAUAUGUUUAAAGAAGUAGCCAAAUCAAAAAACGAUCCUUUGGAUCAUCGUAAAACAAAAUUUGAUGAGGAUUAUAUUAAAACGUCCACGACUUUAUUGUAUAAAUUAGGCCUGCCAUGUUUAGAAAUUGAACAACGCUAUUUGGAUGUAAGUGAAUUAUUUCAAGCUGAAAUUGGAUACAUACGGGAUAGUUAUAACGAAUCACGGCAGAAACCUCAAUUAGGACGUUGUUUAACACCAAUAGCUGGUCGUAUAAUGUGGGUUCGACAAUUGUAUCGACGAAUUGAAGCUUACAUGGAUAUUUUCAGAUCAAUUCGACCUGCUCUACUUGCGGCUCAAGUCCAGAAAUGUGUAAUGAUGUAUAAUUCUUUAUGUAUGGUAUUUCAACAAUAUGAAGACAUUUAUCAUGAAGGAUGGUACGAUUAUGUGGACGAGAUACAAAUAUGUUUAGCUCAGUCCAUACUUUUAAAGCAUCCAAUUACUAAUCAAUUCAUCGUAAAUUAUGAUGUGCAUAUAACAGAAACUAUACGAGAGUCUGAUUAUAUGUUUCGAUUGAAUUUAGUUAAAGCAAUGGUGACAAAAAAUAAUUUUAUGCGUGAUGAAAUUUUACAAAUAUAUCGUACAUUAGGACGACAUUUAAUUUAUAAUGUACAAGAAAGUUUUAAACCAGCGUUUAGUACAAUAACUUGGACAUCAUUAUUGAUUUCUGAAUUUUGUGAUGGUAUGAAUAUAUUGUUGGAUCGUGUCCAUAGUUUUUUUAAGCGGGUAACAGAUAUAAAGGAUGCAAGAGUUGAUCCAACACUAAAUUCUAUACGCAACAUGAUAUUAAUCAAACUACCUGUCUAUGCUGUUGAUUCUAAAGAAUUGUUACGGAGUGUUCUAGAAAAUUCAUAUACGUUUGGUGCGGACUUAGAAAAAAAAUCGCAUGCUUGUGAAUUGUCGGUCAUUGAAUUGGUGAAUGAAUUUAUGAAUAUUAUUGAUAUACCAGAUUUUGACGAUAUACGUUACAAAUGGUUAAAUGUAAAGCGUGCGUUAAAAUCAGAAGUAUCGUUGCCACGUUUAAAAGUUUCAUUGGAUAGCGUUUAUCAGGAAAUUGAUAUAAAAAGUUUACAAGAUAGCAAGCAAGUGCUCAGUGAUGCCAUGGAUUUGUUUUUAUAUUUUAGUCAUCGUUGUGUCGAAUUUAUAAUAUCUUCCAUGCGGGACACAUUUGAUGUGCUUCGAAAACGUGUUGUAGCUGAUCGAGAGAAUAAAAUUACUGUACCAAUUGUACAAACUUACAUGGAAUUGUUGAUACCAAAUUUUUCAAUAAAGCCGCCAUUAGAAGAUAUGGAUGCUGACUUACAAAAAUGUGUACAAUGUGUUAUAAGUAUUCCAAAAAUGGUAACUAUCUGGGGACAAAAUGAGCUAGGAAAACCACAGAAGAAACUUAAUCCAAAUUUUUCUCUUGAAUAUGAUGAACAAAUGGAAUAUGACGAAAUGGAAUUGCAUUCAUGCUACGAUAGAGUUCGCCACCAUAAAGAAUCAUGGAAAGCACGUAAACGCAUGGCUAAUCAAGUAUUAAGAUAUCAGGAAGAGAUUGAUGAAUUGUGUCAAAGUUUUCAAAAGUUUGCCCAUUUAUGGAAUCCAGAACGAGACGCACUUAUUAAAAAAUUUGCGGAUUCAGAUCCGAUUAUUGUGGAAAUACGUGAAGAAUUUUUAAAAUAUAGGAAUAAUUUACAAGAAGUUCUUGAUAUUGAACCUGAUAUAGUGGUUGGGAAUAUUUCAGUCUUAACGGAACGUGCAAAGUUAGGAUUAGAAAUUGAGGCUAGAGCAUGGACUCAAAAAUUAGGAAAAUUACUGUCAGCAAAAUAUCAAGAACAACUAGAUGGUUAUGUAGACUUCAUAAAGAGCAUGAACAAAUGUUUAAAUAGGAAAAUUGAAACUUUGGACGACAUUCGUAUAGGAAUGAAUUGUUUAGUUCAUAUUCGUGAGACAUUUAUUGAAACUGAUUGGGGGCUUGAAUUAAUAGAGCAAGCGUAUGCAUUAUUCAGUGAAUUUAAAAUUGAUAUACCCAAGGAAGAUUACGAACGUGUGGAUGGUUUACGAUUCAGUUAUCAAGCAUUAUUAGAAAAGGCUGAAAAUGUUCAAAUGAGUAUUUGUGAAAUUCAAGGUGGGUAUGCUGAUGAUUUAGUACAACGUAUCGAUGCAUUUGGAGCAGCUGUAGAUGCAUUUGCGACCGAUUUUGAAAAAAAUGGGCCAAUGGUUGAAGGUAUUCCUGCAGAGGAAGCAAGCAAAAGGGUUACAAUUUUCCAACAAACAUUUGAUGAUUUAUGGGAAACAAUGGAACAUUUAGCAUCAGGUGAAAAACUAUUUGGCAUGUAUCCUAAAGAAUAUCCAAUUUUGUUCACACUAAAACGGCAAUUUACUAUGUUAAAUCGUUUGUACGGACUAUAUAAUGCGGUAAUGGCCACAAUUAAUGCGUAUACACGUAUUCCAUGGAGUGAAGUAGAUAUGGAAGCCGUGGGAAAUGAAGUGGCUGAAUUUGAAAAUAGAUGUCGUAAAAUGCCGAAAGGUAUGAGAACAUGGCCCGCAUAUAUUGAUUUAAGUAAAAAAAUUUCUGAUUUCAAUUCUUCUGUACCAUUACUAACAAUGAUGGCGUCAAAGGCAAUGUUAGAACGCCAUUGGGAUCGUUUAACACAAGUCACAGGAUUUAAAUUUGACGUUUUUUCAGAAGAUUUCACAUUGGGUAAUAUUUUACAAGCACCUUUACUUGAAUAUAAAUUGGAGGUUGAGGACAUUUGUAUUAGUGCUAUAAAAGAAGCAGAAAUUGAUGCCAAAUUAAAAGCAAUUAUCGCUCAAUGGACUUCUGCACAAUUUCGGCUUGCCAAAUUUAAACAACGUGGAGAAAUUAUAUUGAAUAUUUCUGAUGUUCAAGAAUCGCAACAGCUUUUAGAUGAUACAUUAAUGAUAAUGAAUUCGUUAAUUACAAACAGAUUCAAUGUUCCAUUUCGAGCAACUAUUGCUACAUGGGGUACAAAAUUACAAAAUACAGCAACGGUAUUAGAAAAAUGGAUAGCGGUUCAAAUGUUAUGGAUUUAUUUGGAAGCUGUAUUUGUUGGUGGUGAUAUUGCAAAACAAAUGCCAACCGAAGCAAAGCGUUUUAUGAGUAUUGAUAAACAAUGGAUAAAAGUUAUGGCAAGGGCACGUGACAUUCCUCAGGUAAUUGAAUGUUGUGUUGGAGAUGAUUCUCUAAUGAUUAUUUUACCAUUCUUAUUAUCUCAAUUAGAAAUGUGUCAAAAAGGACUUGCCGGCUAUCUAGAAAGAAAACGUGCUAUAUUUCCACGAUUCUUUUUCAUAUCUGAUCCACAAUUAUUAGAAAUUUUGGGACAAGCUUCUAAUCCUGCUAGUAUACAACCCUAUUUAUUGGGCUUAUUUGAUGCUGUAAAUGAAAUUGGCUUUGAUGAGAAACUUCCCGAACGAGUUGUAGCAAUAAUGUCAACAUGGGGAGAAGUUGUACCUUUAGAAAGGCAUUUUAAUGCUAUUGGAGGUGUGGAGAUAUGGUUGGGAAAAUUAUUAGCUUCAAUGCGUGAAACAAUGAAUAGUUUAAUAUAUCAAGUAGAUCAAAUAUUGAGAUAUUCAACAACAUUUGAUAUUAUCUAUGCUUAUCCAACCAUGAUUGGACAGGUUGCACUUUUGGCUAUACAAAUAUAUUGGACCGCAAAAGUAGAAGAAGCGUUACGGCGUUCAGUAUUGGAUAAAACUAUAAUGCGUUAUGUCAAUUCAUAUUUUUUGGAUGAGUUGAAUGAUUUAAUUGAAGAUACUACUAAAAUUUUAAACUCAAUGGAACGUACUCAAUUAGAAACUAUGAUCACAAUUCAUUUACAUCAAAAAGAUAUUAUGGAUGAAUUGGUUCAUUUAAGAGUAAAAUCUCCCAUUGAUUUUGAAUGGCAAAAACAAGCUCGAUUUUAUUAUGGAUAUGAUUACGACAAUUGUCUUGUACGUAUAACCGAUGUGCUCUUUAUUUAUCAAAAUGAAUAUUUAGGAGUUACAGAGCGUUUAUGCAUUACACCAUUAACGGAUCGUUGUUAUAUUACGCUAGCACAAGCGAUAUGGAUGAAUCAAGGUGGAGCACCAGCAGGCCCAGCUGGGACAGGAAAAACGGAAACGACUAAAGAUAUGGGUCGUGCAUUAGGCAAAUUUGUUGUUGUAUUUAAUUGUUCUGAUCAAAUGGAUUUUCGUGGAUUGGGACGCAUAUUCAAAGGUUUAGCACAAUCUGGUUCAUGGGGUUGUUUUGAUGAAUUUAAUCGAAUUGAUCUGCCUGUGCUAUCGGUAGCUGCUCAACAAAUUUAUAUUGUUUUAAUGGCUCGAAAACAUCGAGAACCGUUUUUCAUUUUUAGUGAUGGUGAUACUGUAGAUAUGAACAUUGAGUUUGGUAUUUUUUUGACGAUGAAUCCAGGAUAUGCUGGGCGACAAGAAUUACCAGAAAAUUUGAAAGUAAUGUUUCGUACCGUGGCUAUGAUGGUACCGGAUCGACAAAUUAUUAUUCGAGUAAAAUUAGCCUCUUGUGGGUUUAAAAAUAACACAGUAUUGGCUAGGAAAUUUUUCACAUUAUACACUUUAUGUGAAGGGCAAUUGUCGAAACAGGUGCAUUAUGAUUUUGGUUUACGUAAUAUUUUAUCAGUAUUACGAACAUUGGGCGCACAAAAACGUUCCAAUCCUGAAGAAACUGAAGAAACAAUUGUAAUGCGUGUAUUACGAGAGAUGAACGCUUCAAAAAUGACAAAUGAGGAUUCACCAUUAUUAUUGUCUUUAAUUGAUGAUAUGUUCCCGGGUAUUAAAUUGGUUUCAGCAGUUAAUAAACAAUUACAAAAGGCAAUUGCAAAUCAAACAGCUGAAAUGGGUUUAAUCAAUAGUCCUGAUUUUAAUUUAAAAAUUGUCCAAUUAAAUGACACUUCUUUGGUACGGCAUGGUUUAAUGACUUUGGGGCCCACGGGUUCUGGAAAAACAUCAAAUAUGCAUGUAUUACAACGUUGCUUUACUGAAAUGGGACGUCCACAUUUUGAAAUGCGAAUGAAUCCUAAGGCUAUUACAGCACCUCAAAUGUUUGGUCGAUUAGAUGUUGCUACUAAUGACUGGACAGACGGUAUAUUUUCCACGUUGUGGCGAAGAUCGAUAAAAGUGAAGCCCACAAAUUUUACAUGGCUAGUCUUAGAUGGACCUGUUGAUGCAGUAUGGAUUGAAAAUUUGAAUUCAGUUCUCGAUGAUAAUAAAACAUUAACAUUGGCUAAUGGUGAUCGAAUUGUAAUGGCAGCAAAUGCAAAAAUUGUAUUUGAACCUGAUAAUGUUGAUAAUGCCAGUCCUGCUACAGUUUCUCGUAUGGGAAUGGUAUUUAUCAGUUCGUCUGUGUUAGGAUGGAGUGUUUUAGUUGAUGGAUGGUUGUUAAAACGAAGUCAACAAGAAAAUCGUAUAUUCCGUGUGCUAUUUAAUAAAAUCUACGACGAUUUACUUGGAUAUGUGAUACAAAAGUUAUUUGCAAAAAUGAAAAUUUUAGAAGCAAUUUAUAUACGACAAACAUGUGAUGUAAUUUCAGCUUUGAUAGAAAACUGUACAAAAGAAAAUCCAACAGAUAAACAUUUAGAACGAUUCUUUCUAUUUGCCUUAAUGUGGUCAUUAGGCGCAUUAUUAGAAUUAGAUGAUCGCGAAAAAUUUCAAGAAUAUGUAUUUAAUCACAAAUCGAAAAUGUUAUGGCCAAAAGUAAAUCCUAAUGAAACAAUUUUCGAAUAUACCGUCAAUGAAAAUGGUAACUGGAUACAUUGGAAUGAAAAAUUAACUGAAUAUAUUUAUCCACCAGAUUCUGUACCAGAUUAUAAUUCAAUUUUAGUGCCAAAUGUUGACAAUGUACGGACAAAUUUCCUAAUAGAUAUUACUACACGAACUAAUAAACCGAUAUUAUUAAUUGGUGAGCAAGGAACGGCCAAAACCGUCAUGAUUAAAGGAUAUUUAAAAGGAUAUGAUCCUGAAUACAUAUUGAGUAAAAGUUUAAAUUUUUCUUCGGCCACACUGCCAGAAAUGUUUCAGCGAAUUAUUGAAUCGUACGUUGAAAAAAGAGUAGCCACAAGCUAUGGACCACCUGGUGGUAGGAAAAUGACCGUAUUUAUUGAUGAUAUUAAUAUGCCAAGAAUAAAUAAUUGGGGUGAUCAAAUUACUAAUGAAAUUGUUCGACAAUUAAUGGAAUUCGGAGGAUUUUACAGUUUGGAUAAACCAGGCGAUUUUCUAUAUAUGUUGGAUAUGCUAUUAGUUGGUGCUAUGAUUCAUCCAGGCGGUGGUCGAAAUGAUAUUCCAGCACGAUUAAAACGACGUUUUUGUAUUUUUAAUUGUACUUUGCCAAGUGAUGUCUCUAUGGAUAAAAUAUUUUCGGUUAUUGGUACUGGAUAUUUCUGUAAAACCCGAUUUCCUGCUCCAAUUGUUGAUAUGAUACCAAAAUUAGUACCUUUGACAAGACGAGCAUGGCAACAAGUAAAAACCAAGAUGUUACCAACGCCAGCCAAAUUUCAUUACAUUUUUAACUUAAGAGAUUUAUCUAGAAUUUGGCAAGGUAUUUUAAAUAUCCACAGAGAAGAGUGUAGUACCAAAUUCGUUUUGAUGCAAUUAUGGCUUCAUGAAUGUACCCGAGUUAUUGCUGACCGUUUUACAAAUGCGGAUGAUAAAAAUUGGUUUUUAAAAUGUUUUGAACGCACAUCCAAAGAAAUGUUAGAGGAUGAUUUUGAAUAUUAUCCAAGGGAGACUUGUUACUUUGUUGAUUUUCUUCGAGCGCCACCUGAACCUACUGGAGAUGAACCAGAUGAUUUUGAUUUUUCAGCUCCCAAAGUCUACGAACAUUGGAAAAGUAAAGAAUUAGUCUUGGAGAAGAUAUUUGAAUUUCAAGACCUGUAUAAUGAAAGUAUUCGUGGAACACCAAUGGACUUGGUAUUUUUCGAAGAUGCUUUAACACAUUUAUUAAUUAUAUCACGUAUUAUACGAACACCACGUGGUAAUGCUUUAUUAGUAGGUGUAGGAGGAUCUGGUAAACAAAGUUUAACGAGAUUGGCAACAUUUAUUGCUAAUUACGUCACUUACCAAAUCACUCUGACAAGAUCGUACAAUAUAAAUAAUUUAGUUGAAGAUUUUAAGUAUCUGUAUAAGGUUUGUGGUUAUAAGGGCGAUAGUUUAUCAUUUAUAUUCACUGAUAAUGAAAUAAAAGAUGAAGCAUUUUUGGAAUACUUUAACAACGUACUAAGUUCAGGUGAAAUUGCAAAUUUAUUCCCGAAGGAAGAAUUGGAUGAAUUAUAUGUGGAAUUAAUGAAUGUAAUGCGUAAAGAGGAUCCAUUCCGAGCAACAUCUCCGGAUAAUUUAUAUUCAUUCUUUAUUGAUCGUUCAAGAGCUAAUUUACAUAUUGUUUUAUGUUUUUCACCGGUUGGUGAAAAAUUCCGUAAUCGUUCAUUGAAAUUCCCUGGUUUAAUAUCUGGUUGUACAGUUGAUUGGUUUGUAAAAUGGCCUAAGGAUGCACUAGAUGCUGUAGCAGCCCAUAUACUUCGUCCUUAUGAAAUAGUCUGUACCCCAGAAGUGAAACAACAAUUAAUUUUAACUACAGCAUUCGUCCAUGAUAGUGUACAAGAUUAUUGCGUUACAUAUUUUAAUCGAUUUCGACGACAAGUUUAUGUAACACCAAAAUCAUUCUUAACAUUUUUGGAUUCUUAUAAAAAACUAUAUGUGUAUAUGAAUGAGGAGAUUGGAAAAUUAGCCUAUAAUAUGAGUACUGGAUUAUCAAAGUUGUCAGAAGCUGCAGAAAGUGUCAAUUUAUUACGAAAAGAAUUGGAAAUCAAAAAUAAAGAAAUUGCUAUAGCAAAUAAAAAAGCUGAAGAAAUAUUAAUUAUUGUUAUGGAAGCAACACGAAUUGCCACAAAAAUUAAAGAAGAGGCUGAGAUUACUAAAAAGAAAGCAGAAGUACUUGUUUCUGAAAUUAGCAAAUCUAAAGCUAUUGCACAUGAAAAAUUAGCAGCUGCCGAGCCUGCUUUAAAAGCUGCAGAAAAAGCUUUAGAAACUAUUAAAGGAGAGGACAUUGCUACGGUGAAAAAAUUAGGUAAACCACCGUAUGUUAUUACACUUAUUAUGGAUGUUGUAAUUAUUUUAUUUAAACGACGAUUGAGUCCUGUUGUAAUAGAUCCAGAAAGAAAUUUUGUUACGCCUUCUUGGGGUGAAGCGUUAAGGAUUAUGGCUGGUGAGUUUUUAAAAAAUUUAUGGCGUUAUCCAAAAGAUGAAAUGAAUGCUGAAAUUAUUGAUUUAAUGACGCCAUAUUUACAACAUGAAUUAUAUAAUUUUGAAACGGCUAAAAAAGCCUGUGGAAAUGUUGCCGGAUUAACUCAAUGGACAGUUGCAAUGAAAGCUUUUUAUGAGAUUAACAAAGAUGUUUUACCCUUGAAGGCAAACUUAGCAAAACAAGAAGCAAAAUUAGGACGUGCCAUGAAUAAAUUAAACAAAGCUAUGGCCUUAUUAAAAGCUAAAGAGGAAGAGGUGGCUGAAUGUCAAAGGCAAUACGAUGCUGCUAUGGAAGCAAAAAGGAAAAUUAUGGAAGAAGCUCGAUUGUGCAAAGAGAAAAUGGAUGCUGCAACUGCUUUAAUUAUAGGCUUAUCAGAUGAGAAAGCUCGAUGGACAGAAGCAUUAAAACAUUUUAAAGAACAAAUUUUAAGACUUGUCGGUGAUGUGUUGAUAUUAGUUGGAUUUUUAAGCUAUACUGGACCAUUUAAUCAAGAAUAUCGUAAUUCCCUACUGCAAUUAUGGCAAGAUGAACUAGGUCGAGCUCGCAUACCAUUCACAAGUGAAUUGAAUAUUAUUGAUGCGUUAUGUGAUCAACCUACGAUAGCAGAAUGGGGUCUUCAAGGAUUACCAAAUGAUGAUUUAUCCAUUCAAAAUGGCAUUAUAGUGACAAAAGCAGGUCGAUAUCCAUUGUUAAUUGAUCCACAAUCACAAGGAAAAACAUGGAUAGAACGUCGUGAGAAAGAAAAUAAUCUAGUCACAACUACAUUAGGUGAUAAAUGGUUUCGUCAAAAAAUGGAAGAUUGUAUUAGUUUAGGUUAUCCAAUAUUAUUAGUUGAUAUUAUGGAAGAAUUAGAUCCAGUAUUAGAUUCGGUUUUAGAAAAAAAUUAUAUAAAAGUUGGUAAUAUGUUUAAAGUAAAACUUGGUGAUAAAGAGGUGGAUGUAUCAUUAGACUUUCGGAUGUAUAUGACAACAAAAUUACCAAAUCCACGCUAUUCACCAGAAGUGUCAGCACGUACAUCUAUUAUUGAUUUUACGGUAACAAUGAAAGGUUUAGAAGAUCAAUUAUUAGGGCGUGUAAUAUUAUCAGAGAAACGUGAAUUAGAAGAGGAACGUUUAGCGCUAGUUGCAAGUGUAACAGCAAAUAAACGUCGCAUGAAAGAAUUAGAAGAUAAUUUAUUAUACAAAUUAACCAGUACAAAGGGAUCUUUGGUUGAUGAUGUAACAGUAAUACAAGUGCUAAAUGUAACAAAAGAGACAGCUGCAGACAUUGGUGAAAAAUUAGUAAUUGCUAAAGAUACAGAAAUAAAGAUAAGUGCUGCGCGUGAAGAAUUUCGACCAGUUGCAACACGUGGCAGUGUUCUAUACUUUUUAAUUGUAUCAAUGGCUGAUGUUAAUAAUAUGUAUCAAACGUCGUUAGUACAAUUUUUAGAAUUAUUCGAUCUAUCGUUAGAACUUUCAACGAAAGCAUUUAAAAUUGAAAAACGUUUAAAAAAUAUUAUGGAUUAUUUAACAUAUGAAGUAUAUCGGUACAAAAGUCGUGGUUUAUAUGAAGUCCAUAAAUAUAUGUUUGUGUUAAUGUUAACAUUACGAAUUGAUUUACAACAGGGUAACAUUAAGUUGCAAGAAUUUGAAUUUAUUAUUAAAGGAGGUGCAGCUUUAGACUUAAAUACAGCUCCAAGAAAACCUGCAAAAUGGAUUACGGAUGCUACUUGGCUAAACUUAGUUGCAUUAUCCACAAUACCACAAUUUCAAUAUAUUCUUAUGCAGGUUGAAACAGAAGAUAAGGUAUGGAAAGCAUGGUUUGAAAAACCUGCACCUGAAAAAUGUACAAUGCCAAAUUUAUAUAGUACAUAUGAUGAUUUUCGACAAUUAUUAAUGAUACGUGCAUGGUGUCCAGAUCGUAUUGUGGCACAAUCACGUAAAUAUAUAGCAAGCUCACAAGGGCCACCGUUUGCUGAGCCAGUUAUUCUUGAUUACCAAAAAAUGUUCGAAGAAAGUCGCCCAAUGACACCGUUGAUAUGUUUCUUAAGUAUGGGCAGUGAUCCAACAACAGCUAUUGAAGCAUUAGCACAUAAGUUAGUAUUUAAAUGCACCUGUAUGAGUAUGGGGCAAGGCCAGGAAAUUCAUGCAAGGCGAAUUGUUGACGUUGCUUUGAAAGAGGGUGGUUGGGUUUUGCUACAAAAUUGUCAUCUGGGAUUGGAAUAUAUGGAUGAAUUAUUAGUUUUGCUGUUAGAAUGUGAAAAAAAUGGAGAAUUUCAUGAAGAUUUUCGACUAUGGUUUACCACUGAAGGGCACGAUGACUUCCCAAUAGCAUUGUUACAAAUAUGUAUAAAAUUUACCAAUGAACCACCAGCAGGAAUAAAAGCUGGUCUAAAACGAACAUACUCGUCAAUAAAUCAAGAUAUGCUGGAAUAUUCCACAUUACCCAUGUAUUUGCCAUUAAUAUUUGGUAUAUCAUAUUUACAUACAAUUGUGCAGGAACGUCGAAAAUUUGGACCAUUAGGUUGGAAUAUUCCAUAUGAAUUUAACUAUGCUGAUUGGUUAUGUUGUUGUAUGUUUGUACAAAACCAUUUGGAUGAUUAUAUACCUUCUCGUGGUAUAAGUUGGGCAACAGUACGAUAUAUGUUUGGUGAAGUGCAUUAUGGCGGGCGAGUAACUGAUGAUUUCGAUAAACGUUUAUUAAAUACUUUCUGCCGAAGUUGGUUUGGUGAUUUUAUGUUUAGCGAAGACUUUUGUUAUUACCCCGGCUAUGUAAUCAUGAAAUUUAAAAAUGCUAUAGAUUAUCUGCAUGAAAUUGAGAUUAUGAUGAAUGUAGAUCCACCUCAAGCUUAUGGUUUACAUCCUAACGCUGACAUAACUUAUCAAAGUAAUGCAGCUACGGCAAUGUUGAAUCAAAUUUUGAGUAUUCAACCCAAAGAAGGGAGUGUAGCUGGGGGAGAAACACGAGAGGUUAUUGUUGGACGACUGGCCAACGACAUGUUAUCAAAAACGCCUAAAGCUUAUGAUCCAUUUGAAGUUCGAGAUAGAAUGAAAAUAAUGGGAGUUACAGCGCCAAUGAACAUUUUCUUAAGACAGGAAAUUGAUCGAAUGCAAAAAGUGAUUAUGUUAGUGACAUCCACAUUAAAAGAUUUAUUAUUGGGCAUUGAAGGUACAAUUAUUAUGAAUGAGGAAUUGCAGCAAUCAUUUGAUUGUAUGUAUGAUGCUAGAAUACCACCAAAUUGGUUGCGCUACUCGUGGGAAUCAUCUUCACUAGGUUUUUGGUUUACUGAAUUAUUAGAACGUAAUGCACAAUUUCGUAAUUGGUGUUUUGUUGGUCGGCCAAUGUGUUUCUGGAUGACAGGAUUUUUUAAUCCCCAAGGUUUUCUAACAUCAAUGAGACAAGAGGUUGCUAGGGCACAUAAAGGAUGGGCCUUAGAUGCAGUAGUUUUGCAUAACGAAGUUACCAAAAAUCAAACACAAUUCGAUGUUAAAGUUCCCGUAUUGGAAGGUGUUUUGGUUUAUGGAUUAUUUUUAGAUGGUGCUGGGUGGGAUAAAAGAAGUUUGAAAAUGGUUGAAGCAACAAAUAAAAUAUUAUAUGCACCAUUACCCGUUGUCCAUAUUUAUGCUAUUUAUUCAACCGCUCCAAAAGAUUCUAAGCUAUAUGUGGCACCUUUGUAUAAAAAACCAAAACGUACUGGAUUAACUUAUAUAGAUACAUUAUGGUUACCCAGUGAUACGCACCCUGACCAUUGGAUACUUCGUGGUGUAGCAUUGCUAUGUGAUACUAAAUAAUAAUCUUCUAUCCGAAUAAAACUAUAAACUAUAGUGGCAAAAAACUAUUUGGGUACAUUAACAGAUACAAUUGGCGGCCCAUAUUGAUGUCCAAAUUAUUGCUCAUCCAAUGCAAAUUGUAGUCAAAUACAAAAGGGUGAGCUUUGGAGCAUUGUACUACUACCCAAAGGUACUGAAUUAACUUGACACAACGAUUGCCAAAGACUACUCAUCCUCAUCAUUGGUUACCAUGCUU
Molecule: messenger RNA, 13823 nt
Organism: Chrysoperla carnea
Lineage: Eukaryota; Metazoa; Arthropoda; Insecta; Neuroptera; Chrysopidae
Product: dynein axonemal heavy chain 8-like
Exons: 65
Biological process (GO): microtubule-based movement
Cellular component (GO): dynein complex
Molecular function (GO): minus-end-directed microtubule motor activity; ATP hydrolysis activity; dynein light intermediate chain binding
Source: RefSeq, a predicted model, not a curated record